AUGGGAAAAAUUAGUAAAGUUUGGCAGCAUUUCGACAAGCACAACAAAUUAGAAGCAAAAUGUAAAUUAUGUGGGAAAAUAUGCCCAACUGCAGGAAAUACUUCAAAUUUACAUUCGCACCUCAAAAAUGUUCACUCCAUACCAAAAAAAAAUAACACUAAUUCUAGUGAUAAUCCUGAUGAUCCUGGUUGUAGAAGUGAAAUAUUAAGUAUGGACUCAGAAUCAACUUCGGAUACUUCGGAUAAUUCAAGUAACAAUAGUUCUGUUUCUUCUUUACAACGCCAUCCUCAUUGUUUUCAACCGUCUAUCAGACAUAGCUUCAAGCAUAUUUCGUCAAUGAAAGGUACAUUAGGUGUUGUAGAGCUAUAUGAGAGGCAUACAGCAGAAUACAUCAGUCAAGUGUUUUGUACUAUAUUAUCACAGUGGGGAAUAAAUGUCGACCAAGUCAUUGCUAUUGUAACAGAUAACGGAGCAAAUAUAAAGAAGGCAGCAUGUGAAACUUUUGGUGUAGAAAAAUAUAUUCCAUGCUUCGCUCAUACAAUUAAUUUGGUUGUGACCAACUCAAUUGAGAAUUGUUUACCUGAUGGUAAAAUACUUAAGUUAGUAUUAGACGUAAAAACUCGUUGGAACAGUUUAUUCUACAUGAUCGAACGAUUUUUAAGUAUCUUCAGAAUUAUAUCAGUUAUAAUUUUAGACAAGUCAACAGCUCCUGACUUUGUUACUGCCCACGAAUUGAAUACAAUAAGGGAAAUAAAAACUCUAUUGCAGCCAUUGGAGGAUUUGACUAAAAAAGUAUCGGGCGAUAAAUUUUCUAUCAUGAGUAGCAUUUUACCAUUGGUAAAUUGUGUUACUGCAGCGGUUAACAAUAGUGUCCCAGUAACUGAUAUUGGACUUGAAUUUCAAAAAAAUAUAUUAUAUGAAAUGAACAAACGUUUUAAAGAUUUAGAAAUAUUUUAUAAUUUCCCAUUAAGUACUCUAUUAGACCCCAGUGAACCUCCAGCACCGGCUCAAAGUUUAUCCUUUUCAUCUGAAUUACCACCAAUACCCCCAUCUUUUGAUUUAUGGACAUAUCAUGAAGCUGUGGCGAAUGUACAAAUUUCUCGGAGAACAACACCGAUGUAUCAAGAGCUCUAUGACUAUUUAGCCAAGCCUGUGGUAGACAUUAAAACAGAUCCACUUUACGCUUGGGAAGUGAUGAAGACCAUGUAUCCAAAUCUGUAUAUAAUCGCAAGAGAAAAACUUAGCAUAAUUGCCACAUCUGUUCCUUCUGAGCGAUUUUUUUCCAAAACUGGUCAUACUCUAUCACAAACCCGAAACCGAUUAACAAGUAAGAGGCUGUCGAAAAUUGUUUUUAUGGGUUCUUUAAGUGAACAAGACUGGUUUGAAAUUUCAAUACCCCUAUAA
Messenger RNA from Myzus persicae (green peach aphid), 1404 nucleotides. RefSeq lists its product as uncharacterized. The record is from RefSeq and is a predicted model, not a curated record. Bases 1 to 1404 code for a protein of 467 amino acids. The transcript is spliced from 7 exons. Gene Ontology annotation, molecular function: protein dimerization activity; DNA binding. Lineage: Eukaryota; Metazoa; Arthropoda; Insecta; Hemiptera; Aphididae.